This is a messenger RNA of Prorocentrum cordatum, 1191 nucleotides long. Lineage: Eukaryota; Dinophyceae; Prorocentrales; Prorocentraceae. The record is from the annotation of a GenBank genome assembly.
GACCUCAAAGCCAUCAGCCAGGCGCAGAUCCAGCGGGUACUAGCGCUGAUGCCCGUCAUCACUGCGGAAGACGCCGAGGCACAUCAGGACUUCAAGCAACCGCCUCCGCCAGAGGACCGCGCGGCGCAGUCAGCCUACAGAAAGGAGGCCAACGCCAAAGUGGCGUCCCUCGCAGCCCUGGCCGAUGCGGCGACGCGUGCGGGACAGUGCCCCCAGGAGACCAUCAUGAGGGUGGCGGUGGUGCGGCAUUGCAUCGGCAGGCUCAAGCCACUCGACCAGCAGUUGUCGACAGCGAAGGACAGCGAGGCUAAAGCUGUCAACGAGAUAGAGGCCCUGCACACCAUCGUCGCGGACCUCGAGCAGGAGCAGCAGGACGAGAAGGCAGCGCUGGAGGAGGCGAAGGACGUCGAUAUGGGAAGCAGGAGCAGGUGCCGUGAAGCCUUCGCGGCUGUCGCCAUCGUCCUCUGCCGCGCAGCCUGCUGCGGAUCAUGGGAAGGUGACAGGCAGCGCGUCUGGCACCCAGAUGCCGCCUCAGGCCUCAGUGCAGCAGACAGCGGCAGCGCCACAGUGGCCCGUGCCGCCAUCGGCGCCUCCGCUUGCACCACCCCCUGCUACGGGCGCGGCGCGCCAGGCAGCUUCUUCGACUGGUGCUUCGGGAUCGUCGAUACCAAUGGUAUGGUGCGAGGCAUGGCCCCCAACGGCACAGGCACCCAUGGUCGCCACUGGGCGCAGGCCAACCACCAUCGAGCUGCAGAGGUGCAGACCUACACGUCGCAGAUCACGGUGAGCCCGACGAUGCCAGCGGCGCAGAGCAGCCAGCCUUCGCAACCUGCAUCCCACCCCGAAAUGCAGCGCAGGCUGACAGCAGCGGGGUCUCAGGCUGCGACGGCCUCAGCAGCAGCGGUGGCGGUCCCAGUGGACGAAGAAUGGCAGGAGUUAGGCCCAACUCAGAUGUGGGGCAUGGCUCAGCAGCAGCAGCAGCAGCAGCAGCACCAAGUGGACGACGUGGCAGUGCAGAAGGAGACGCCCUACAGGGAAGCGAUGGAAGCGACGCAGCCGUUCGAGCCCGAGGAAAUGGAGAUAGUACCGGCACUGCAUUCCAAAAUCCUUACCGAGCGGCAGCCACUUACGACAGGGGAAACGCCACCAAGGAAGUACCACCGGCAGGAGGGCGAGGAGGGCGACGUUUAG